Molecule: messenger RNA, 7097 nt
Organism: Meriones unguiculatus (Mongolian gerbil)
Lineage: Eukaryota; Metazoa; Chordata; Mammalia; Rodentia; Muridae
Gene: Rbfox2
Product: RNA binding fox-1 homolog 2
Exons: 16
Coding region: 487-1917 (476 amino acids)
Biological process (GO): nervous system development; regulation of alternative mRNA splicing, via spliceosome
Cellular component (GO): cytoplasm; nucleus
Molecular function (GO): mRNA binding
Source: RefSeq, a predicted model, not a curated record
CCUUCCCUCCCUCCUUUCUCUCUCUCUCCCCGCCUUCCCGGCGCUGCCACAGUGGCGGGACAGAGAAUCCUGACCAGUCAGCUCGCUGCGGCCUCGCGCUCCUCCUCCUCCUAAAUAAACAGCCCUCCCCACGCUGGGAGCCCGGGCCGCCCCCUUCCUCGCGCAGCCGGCGAGUGGCGAGGGAGCGCGGGACCGAAGGACCAAGGGACGGAGGGAGCGGCGCACGCGCGUGCGUGCGUGCGGGCGAGCGAGCGGCCGGCGCGAAGCCGGAGCAGGAGCCGGAGCCGGAGCCAUAACCCGGGCCGGAGCGGUCGUGAAGCCGGAGUCGAAGUCAAAACCGGGCUCCGGGCCGGCGCGCACGCACUCACGCACGCGGGGGGCGGGGCCGGCGCGCGCCCGCUUGUCGCGACAGUCGGGGCCGAGGCCCAGGGGGAGGUGGCCUGUCGCGGGUCGCCCGGCUCCCGGAGGCGAAGGGGGCGCGGGCGGAUGGCGGAAGGUGGCCAGCCGCAGCAGCAGCCGCCACAGCUCGGGCCCGGCGCCGCCGCCCGGGGCAUGAAGCGGGAGUCGGAGCUGGAGCUGCCGGUGCCCGGAGCGGGGGCAGACGGACCCGAGCCCGGCCUGAGCAAGCGGCCGCGCACCGAGGAGGCGGCCGACGGCGGGAUGCAGAACGAGCCACUGACCCCGGGUUAUCAUGGAUUCCCAGCACGGGAUGGCCAGGCUUCUCUUACACUAAAUGAGGCAAGUGUUCCCUUUGGAAAGGGUAACCAGGAGCCAACAACAACUCCUGAGGCAAUGGUUCAGCCUUUUACCACCAUCCCGUUCCCACCACCUCCACAGAACGGAAUUCCCACAGAAUACGGAGUGCCCCACACUCAGGACUAUGCCGGUCAGACCAGUGAACAUAACCUGACACUCUACGGGAGUACACAGCCCCACGGGGAGCAGAGUAGCAAUUCACCCAGCAACCAGAAUGGAUCUCUCACGACAGAAGGUGGAGCACAGACAGAUGGACAACAGUCACAGACACAAAGUAGUGAAAAUUCAGAGAGUAAAUCCACACCCAAGCGACUACAUGUCUCUAAUAUUCCCUUCCGCUUCCGGGACCCUGAUCUCCGGCAGAUGUUUGGGCAGUUUGGCAAAAUCCUAGAUGUGGAAAUAAUCUUUAAUGAGCGCGGCUCCAAGGGAUUCGGGUUCGUAACUUUCGAGAAUAGUGCUGAUGCAGACAGGGCCAGGGAGAAAUUGCACGGCACCGUGGUAGAGGGCCGUAAAAUCGAGGUGAAUAACGCUACAGCGCGAGUCAUGACCAACAAGAAGAUGGUCACGCCAUAUGCAAAUGGCUGGAAGUUAAGCCCAGUAGUUGGAGCUGUGUAUGGCCCUGAGUUAUAUGCAGCAUCCAGCUUUCAAGCUGAUGUGUCCCUAGGCAAUGAGGCGGCUGUGCCCUUGUCAGGAAGAGGAGGCAUCAACACUUACAUUCCUCUAAUCAGUCUCCCUUUAGUUCCUGGCUUCCCUUACCCAACUGCAGCCACCACGGCAGCCGCUUUCAGAGGAGCCCAUCUGAGGGGCCGAGGGCGGACAGUGUACGGUGCAGUCCGAGCGGUGCCUCCAACAGCCAUCCCCGCCUAUCCAGGUGUGGUUUACCAGGACGGAUUUUACGGUGCUGACCUCUAUAUAGAAUCUGCAAACUGCUUCAGAUCAAACAGGGCGGAUAUGCAGCCUACAGAUAUGCACAGCCUGCUACUGCAACCGCAGCCACAGCUGCUGCCGCCGCUGCAGCCGCUUACAGCGACGGUUACGGCAGGGUGUACACAGCUGACCCCUACCAUGCCCUCGCCCCUGCCGCCAGCUAUGGAGUUGGCGCUGUGGCGAGUUUGUACCGAGGUGGCUACAGCCGAUUUGCCCCCUACUGAAGUGACGUGAGACCCUGCAAAUGGGACAGCCCCCAGUUCAUGAGGCCUGGCUAUUGCAAUAUUUACUAGUAGAGGACUCUAUAGCAAGAUGAAGAGGAAAACAAACAAACAAAAAAAGAGAGAAUACUUUUUUAUACCUCACUAUGUUCUUUGAAUAUGUAUUUUCCUUUAAAUUUCUGCCUUUAAUUCUUUUGUUCCAAAGAUUGUGCUUUUUUGUUUUGUUUUGUUUUGUUUUGUUUUCGGAUUUUUGUUUGGGGGGGUGGCUUUUUUGUUUUGGUUUGGUUUUGGGUUUUUUUUUGUUUGUUUUUUUGGUUUUUUGUUUUGUUUGUUUUGUUAGGGGGUUGUUUUUACUUUUGCUUUUUUUUUUUUUUUAAACUGUGGUUAAAAAAAAAAAAAGAUACUGCAUUUCCAUGUCUAUAUGUCCGUGCUUAGCUUAUUCUGUCAGUCACAGAAGAGGCAAUCCAGGAGGAAGGAGCUGACACAUGUGUUUAAUCAGAAGCCAGCAGACAGAAUUACCAAAGUGUAUCUGGUGCUGAGUGGCUGGGGAGACAGGCAGAGUGGAGGCCAGCUCUGCAGCAGUCUGCUCCUCUGGGCCUGUCUUUGGCCGGAGGCUCUGACUGGCUGUGGCUGGAAUCCACAUGCCGCUAGGUAGGAGUUUGUGCUUGCAAAACAGGAGAAUUUAAAAGAUGCUUUUCUCUCCUCUUCCUUCCUGUUUUUGCAUUCUUUUUACAAUCAUUUACACUCACAGCCUGAGAGUGUUGGCAUGAUUUUGGGAAUUACAGUGCUGGUGUUUCCAAGCAUGCUUUCAGACUGUGGAUGGGAAACACCUCAGUAGAAACUGAUCUUGGCGUGAGCUCCAGAAUAGGAAAACACCUGUUUCUUUUCUUUUCAGAAAUCCCAGCAUUCCUGCUGGACUGCUGCCCCUUUCAUUGAGCCACUGUGCAACUCAUCUGUUCUUUUAUUACCAUGCUACUCCCACGUCCUCAAGAUUCAGGAAUUUAGGAUCCAGGGACCGAAGAAUGAAUAGUCAGUGGCCAGACAACCCCCCCUCCCCCUCCCCCAGAUAUCUGGGCAUAGCUUGAAGAUUAAAAGUACAAAUUCUUCAGAGCCAUUAAAGAGUGCAUAGAAGAGAAAAGGGGGUGUUCAGCCUGAUAUUUCUUCCUUUUCUUGCAGCACAAAGUCAGUACAGAGUAAGAAAGGCAUCAGAAAGCCUCUGCUGGGGCAAGAUAAGGAACCAGCCCUAGGUUGGCUGUCCCUGCAAGUGUAGUGAUGAGGACCAGUAAGGGCAGGCAGAGGCACUUUGUACUCACUCCAAAGCCAUAGGAAUUUCCAUCUUCCAGAGCCUCUGUGAGUCUCCAGCCCUUGAGGCCUCUGUACCCAGCUUCACCCUGUCCUCCAGAGUCACAGCCAAGCACCUGGACCCCUUGGAGAACAUUAAGAAGACAGGCCAUGGAAUCUAAGUCUGCCGUGGAGGAGGAUGUAAAGUGGCAAGGGUCCUCCUGAAGAGGCCAUGGCAGUGAGACCUGGCUUCAGUUCUGUUUCCAAAGGACUUCUCCCAGAUCUGAGGUGUACCCAAAAGGCAAGGGUCCCACAGAGGCUCCAAAAUGAAGGCAUUAAGAUCUGGGCGCCUCUGCUGGCUCCCUGGUCAGGUCACCUGAGGGAUUGCUGCUAACAGGAGUAGUUCAGAGACACGAGCUUUGGUUUUGUUAGGUUUAUUUUAGGUUUGUUUUUAUUGGGGUUUUGGUUCUUUUGCUGAUGUUUCUGCCUCUGCCUCUACACAGUUUUGACUGAUAAAUGAUUUGUGUCCCUGAAUUAAAGUGGCUGACAUUUGACUGCAUCAAGCAUACUUUUAUAAGCAGGGAGGUCCUUGGCCUGCAGUUGACACAUAUCGUCUUGCCCUCGGAUCCUGUCCCCAUGAUCUCUGAGGAGACAGCAUGGAAGCCAGAGACCUCGGUGUAGUCACUGGUUCUGGGGCAAUGUGUGGAAUAGGAAACAAGACUGCCUGUUUACUGGCUUUUUAUGGAGUCUCUUCCCCAAGCCAAAGUUUGGUUUGUUGUUGCUGUCAUGACAGUUUUCAUUGUAUGUGCGUAACUAUUUUAGUUAGGGGAAGGGAUGGGCUGGGGCCUCUUGGAGUUCUAGAGAAUGGGGCAGAGGGUUUGUUGGUUUGUUUGUUUGUUUGUUUGUUUGUUUUUGAGGAAAUUUACUGGCUAAAGGAACAGAGGUUUGGGGUCUUUGUUUAAUAAGGGCCGUCCUCACAAGAAGGCCAGCCUGCUCGUUCACCUGGUCGAGACUGGGCCAGUCCUCGACAGCUGUAUCCACAAAGGGCAGAAAGGGAGAAAGAACAGAAGAAGGUUCCUCUUCUUUCUUCCUAGACAGAAAUAAGGGCAGCCGUGGCAGAGUGAAGGCAGUCCCCAAGGCGGGAGGGCCUGCGUGCCCUUCAGUUGAGCUGGUUCUGGCUGCGGCUUCCAAGGCCAGUUCUGCUUGCCAGCGCAUCUCUCUGCUGCACGGACAUGGACGCUCUCCAGUGCCACUUCUUCAAGCUCCUUUUCCAAGGAAGAAUAGAUGGAGUUGGCUUUUUAUGCAAGGGUCUUUGGAUUUCACAGUGAGCACUGAGAGUUGGGACUCUCCCAAGUGUCUGGACUCCAUUGUAUUUGCCUCACGGUUGGUCCUCAAGGCCACGGUGCUGGCCUGUGGAACUGCUUUAGGAAGCAGGCUAGAGGAGCAUUUUGUGACUCUGUUAGAAGAUUCUGGGUGAUGAUCUCAAAAAGAUGGCUGAUGCUGAAUCGCAGUGUGAGAAGGACAUUUUCAGCUUUGCAGGCAUCUGUAGCCUGAGCUUUCUAUGCUGCGAAUCUUCCCUUAGAAGCUGGCCUCCUUUAAGGAGACUUGUAGUGAAAACAUUGUCUGGCUGUCCCACUUUCAGCCCGGAGAGCUGCCUUAGGUCUUUUCUAGAAUGUCUGUGUUACUUAGUUCAGCCUCAGCCCAGACCCACCACGUCACCCGUCAUUUUCAAGGCUCUCAGGGUUCCCGGGACCUCCGUCACCAUCACCCUGCAGCAGUCGCAGGCUGAACUGAGCCAACACGUUUCCUUCCUCUGGAAACCGCCUGGCUCUUGGCUCUUAGUUUAAAGAGAGCUCGUGGCUUUUCCUCCAACAUGGACUCCUCAGGGGCUGAACUGUUUAGUGUAGGCUGUGCUUUCCUAGAGGUGCAGCCGGCAGGUCUAUGACCACCUCCAUCCUGUAACUAGUCAUGUAGCUUCCAGACACAAGGAGCUAGAAGAUGAGUGGAGCAACCCCAAGGAUGUGCAAGAAGAGCAUAGCGUGCCCCCUCCCUGUGCCAGGCCAACAAGGCCAGCCAAAGGCAGUCUGGAGCACAGGUGUGUCAGGAGGGCAGGAAGCUGCCUGGCCCAGCCAGUUCCCCACUACUCGAAACUAGCAUGGCAAUGUCUGCGGAAGCGCAGAUUUUUUUUUUCCCCCAGAUAUUAGGAGGAAAGGGACUUUGGGGGGUGGGGAAGGGGUUGUGGUGUUUCGAAGCAUAAGUUACCUGUUUGCACUGUUUUCAGCUAGGACACGCUAGUGGGCACGGUGAGCAUCUGAUGUAAACGUGUGUUUCAUUUUGUCAUGCUCUUGAGAAUGUCUGACCAUUUGUAGUAUACACCAGUGACACUUGAUUCUCUGUUGCAUAAAACACUAUAUUUUUGGAAAUGUUGCUGUCCGGAAGCCUCUUCCCACCUUCUCCCUCUCCUAUGUACCUCCUUUAUCCUUGCUUUCCUCAUUCAGCCAGGCAAUUGCCAUCCCCGAGCUAGAGCGGGAAACAGGGCCCCAUCCCAAGCAGGCUCUGGGUGUCCUAAGCCAGCAUGUGCCCUCUAGGUUCCUGAGUGCAGGACAGUCCCUUGGCAACUUUCCUUUUGAAAGGCUCACCAACUACCACAGGUUGCCGAACUCUUGAGCAAGGCCCAGUGAGCCAGGGGGCACAGGUCCCUGAAGUACUGUGGUUGGCUGGAGAAGCCGUGUUCUUAUGCAAGUUACCGAAACUGUAGCCAGUUACAGUGUACUCAGGAAAAACGGUAGAUGAGUUCAGCCAUGGUGGUGCUGGCUGGCAGGGAUUGGUAACUGAGAACUGCUCAUCAGCCAAAACUCAAUCUUGCCUUGACAGACCCCCCGCCUAGGGGGCAGCCCUCUGCCUGGCAGUUCUGUACACGCCAGCGCUGGGGGUACUGCGUUCACCCUGGCAGGCAAAAAGGGAACAGCGAUGCUCUUUCCUUCCCCUCCCCUUCCGGUUACCAAUGCCAGAUUCCCAGGGGCACUCGAGUUUUUGAGUUUUUCAGAAAAUGCUUUUGGUUUGGUUUUUUCUGGGGACUGGCGAGCUUUAACGCUGUCUGCCCCCAUCAGGACUCCUAGCUUGUAUUUUUGUUCACAGUAUUUUUGUGUGUGCGUGCUUGUUGGGCAGCUCAUUUUGGCUGCAUUAUAUAUCGAGUGAUGAACCGAUCCUUCUUUCUUUUUCCCCGAAGGGACAUGACUUUUCCCCUUCUGUCCCCAUUCUGCUGGUGACUAGCUAGAGCCACCCUGGGGCUGACACAUGUGAAGUUAGAGCUGCAGAGCCAACUGAGGCUCCAGGUGUUUGAGUCUCAAAUCUUUUCAAGGCUCAAAGGACCACAGAACCUCGCUCUUCUCCACACCCCUGUGGCAGGGAGUAGCCUGCCUAGCACGUGCAGUUUCCCCGUGGCAGGACAGGUACCGCUGGGGAAUGGGGGCAUACGCGGAUGCUUGUACAAUUGACCACCUAGCCUUGUCUCCUUCCCUCCCGUCCUUUCCCAGAAUCACCUCCUAGGACACCCGAGCUGCUUGCCCAGGGUCCUGUUUCCCUGCUAACCCCAGAGAAGCACCCAGGGCUUUGUGACAGUCUCUAACUCCCUCCCUCCCUCUCCUCCUCCUUAAGAAUCAUAUUGUAUAGUAGCUUUCAGACCAUACAGUAUUCAUUGGUUACUCCUAUUACUAUCAAGUAGCUGGAAUUGUGAAGGUUGGAGUAGUUAGAUCUUUAGCUUUUAUUCCUUAUUUUUUGUAUUACUCUCCAUGUGUAUAAAUUAUUGAUCAUGUUGCUGGCUUUUAUAAACUCUAAGCAAAGGAAGGGCCCUGCCUUAGCCUUUGCAAAUGGUAAUGAAGCACUGUUUUUAAAUAAAAGAGAGAAACACCA